This is a messenger RNA of Equus quagga, 1277 nucleotides long. It is a transcript of the gene THAP3, whose product is annotated as THAP domain containing 3. Bases 45 to 752 code for a protein of 235 amino acids. Lineage: Eukaryota; Metazoa; Chordata; Mammalia; Perissodactyla; Equidae. The record is from RefSeq and is a predicted model, not a curated record. The transcript has 5 exons.
CAGCCGCCAUCUUUGUUAGGGGCGGCCGGGCCUGGCGUGUGGAGAUGCCGAAGUCGUGCGCGGCCCGGCAGUGCUGCAACCGCUACAGCAACCGCAGGAAGCAGCUCACCUUCCAUCGGUUCCCGUUCAGCCGCCCGGAGCUGCUGAAGGAAUGGGUGCUGAACAUCGGCCGCGGCAACUUCAAGCCCAAGCAGCACACGGUCAUCUGCUCCGAGCACUUCCGACCCGAGUGCUUCAGCGCCUUCGGGAACCGCAAGAACCUGAAGCACAACGCCGUGCCCACGGAGUUCGCCUUCCAGGAGCCGGCGCAGCUGGUGAAGGAGAGCACAGCCCCUGACAGCCAGUGCGGAAAUGCUGACUCUGAGGAGGUCGUGUCCAGGGUGGGGGCCGGGGAGCGUGGCCCGGGCAGGAAGGCGGACACUGCCCUGGAAGCGCUGCAGCUGCCCCCAAGUGCCCGACGCCCUGGAGAGCAGGUCCUGCCACACAGACCAGAAGCAACCAAGGCCCCCAGUCAGCCGGCCAGCCCUACAGGUCUGAGAAGGGCCCUCCCCGCACAGCCAUCGGAUCACAGCUACGCCCUUUUGGACUUAAAUGCUCUAAAAAAGAAACUCUUCCUCACUCUGAAGGAAAACGAAAAGCUCCGAAAGCGCUUGAAGGCCCAGAGGCUGGUGAUGCGGAGGAUGUCCAGCCGCCUCCGCGCCCACAGAGCCGGACAGGCAGGUCUCCAGGGGACUCCAGAGCAGCAGAGCUGAGCCAGACAGCCGGGCUUUCUGCGCGGAGCAUCUGGGAGGUGGGGCACUGGUUUCAGGACUCUGGCCGUGGACCUUUCAAUCCUGCUCCUGCCACUCAAAAUGGCAGUGAGGCAUGCCAGCCCCCGGUGAGGAUUCCAACGCCAUCUUGCGUGGUUUAGUGGCAUCAGGCCGGGAGUGGGUGGGGCUGUGAGCAUGACAGCUUAGGCCGCCCCGAGGUGGCAGCCUCAGCUGUCCUUUCAGCACAAGCUGGGCGAGCAUCUUUGGAGCCAUGGUGUGGCAGACACCCCCCCCCCCCCCCCCAACAGGGAGGAAGCACAUUUCCUCAAGGGGCAGCUUGGUCCAGGGACAGACUCAGUGCAUGGGGUCACCCCCACCCCCCUCACGAGAGCCAGUGAUGGCAGCGAGUGGUCCCCCCCAUCGCCUGGAUGGCUGGCUCGCUCAGGGGCUCAGACUGGCCUCUGUUCUAAGGAGUGCCUCCUUUCCAGCCUGGUUUGAGUGAACGAUGCAAUAAAGUGUCUUCCCACA